AAGCUGAACUGGAGGGGCAUUUUUGGCACUAUCUUCAUGGUUAUUGUCAUAAAUCUGUUAUAUUCUUUGACAAAUAAGAGUUUCUGAAUCCUAACUUCCGGUAAAAUUCCUUCAGUCUUGUUAACAUCUGCUAGAUCAUAGUUGAGAUAUUAUAAACAACGUAAGUGGUUUGUGGUUAUUGUGUUGUAUCAGACAAUAGCAGGGGGUGGGAUUUUUGGGUGAAUUGUUGGCAUUGUUUGUCGCAGACAAGGUGAGGUGUGUUAUUACAGUAGCUGGACUAACAAAAGCGAAAUGAGUUCAACAAAGGAAAAAGCCUGCUGUGUGUACCAUGAAGCAUUUAAAGUUACUGCUCCAGACGUGCUGAGCUGACGCUGAUGGUGGUCUUUUCUUGUCUUUUGUUUUCUUCACAGGGUCAACUUUUUCUAAAUUCUGAACCUUGACUGUAGUCACAUUCUGCAACAAUGCCACAUCGGUCCCAAAGUUCAUCCAUUGGGGAUAAUCCUCUGGACCCAAACUAUCUGCCCCCGCACUACAGGGAGGACUAUCGUCUAGCCAUUGAUGCUCUGAUAGAAAAAGACGUUCAGGGCUACUAUGAAUUCCUCAAUGCAGCUGAAGUGGUGGGUUUCCUGGCUCAGCCAGAAAUCGAGUACAUCAGAUCCACCCUCCAGGUGCCCGCCCAGACCUCAGGUGUUCCAGAGUUGAUGUAUCGCGAGACGUGUCAGGAUGAAGGCUCUUCAGACACUUACUGGCCCAUGCAGUCUGACCUGGCAGCGCCGGGGCUGGACCUAGGCUGGCCGAUACCUCAGCAGAGUUUCGUUGGACCCACAGAGGUCACGACUCUGGUCAACCCAUCGGAUCCUGACAUGCCGAGCAUCAAGGAGCAAGUCCGGAGGCUGAUCAAGAAUGCGCGCCAGGUUAUUGGCGUGGUGAUGGACAUUUUUACAGAUGUUGACAUUUUUGCUGACCUUCUGGAGGCCGCGAGCCGACAUGUUCCCGUUUACAUCUUGCUGGAUCAACAGGAAGCUCAUCACUUUGUAUCCAUGGUCAUCAACUGCAAAGUCAACUUGGAUGUAAUUCAUAUGAUGCGGGUCAGGACUGUGCCGGGAAUAACCUAUUACUCCCGUACUGGAAAAUCCUUUAAAGGACAGGUGAAAGACCGCUUCAUUUUGGCUGACUGCAGGGCUGUAUUAAGCGGAAACUACAGCUUCAUGUGGUCCUAUGAAAAGAUCCACCGCUCCAUCGCCCACCUCUUCCUCGGGGAGCUUGUCUCAACGUUCGAUGAGGAAUUUCGAAUUCUUUUUGCCCAAUCAGAGCCUCUGAUCAUCGACCCAUCCGCUGCAGGUCUCGCUCUCCCUGAAUCAAGCAGUUUCCUAACCCCCCAGAUCGGUUUGAAAAGGACACAAUCUUUGCGUAACCCGGUUGGUUAUCGGAGGCAGCCUGAGCUUCCCUUAGCCUUCCCCUACGGCGAGUCGGAACGCAAUCCUGCAGGCUCCUUCUUUAGGAAUGACCCCUUUCGUCAAACUUACGAUCCUGGUGCAGGAAUUACAGUUGGGAAAUAUUCCCAACAGCAGUUUCGAAUGCAACAGACUUUCCUGGAGCAGGGAAGGUCUAUUGUUUCCAGGCAAAUGGAGACGAAUGCAAGCUCCUGGAAGAGGCACAGCUACGCUGAAGGAACACAGGAAAACUACUCAUCUUCAAGGCAAUACAUGAAGACCAGGGUCAUGAAUAAUCUGGACGAAACAGAUUUUCACAGGGAGCAGAUUCAAAGUGGUCAGUUCUACACUGAAGGACCUGGACCUGGAUCUGGUCACGGACACUACAACAGACUUCAAGGCUAUCCUUCACACCUCCCCAUCGACCAGCGCUCAAACUCAAGCUUUCGUUCAGAUCAAGAGCCUCCACCUGGAAACUAUGGUGACUACUUCUCAUCUGAAGAUCUACGAGGACCCGAGAACAGCUUCGCUCCUCCAUUAGCUGGGAGAUACGGCGGAGGCUCCUCCCAUAAGAGGCCAACCAUGGGUCAGGCAUAUGCUUGCCUGAGCUCACCCACCAAUCCCCACCCACCAGUAAAGAAACCGUUUCACAAACAGUCUGAUCAAGAGCAUGACCAAGAUGAAAGUGCUAAGCAUGGCCUCAGGGACUGGAGAAUCAACUCUUAUUUAAGCACCUAUGAAGAUGGUGGAGAAGAAGGCUUGAUGCAACCAAUGGGCUCUGAUGCGUUUGAUGAGCCCCCACCUUCUCAGCAACCAACUGUGACUGAAAGUUCAGUUCCACACCUCGGAAUAAAGGAACCACCACAAGUUCCUACCAAACCCAGACUGGGCAUCACAGUUCCACGCUUUGGCAAGCCACAAUUACCCGAGAGUAAGAAAGAUCCUGCCCCCCUGUCAGCCAAAGACCUGCUUCCCUCACGCAGCACCGUAAAACCCCCUAUGUUUGAAAGAACAAACUGGGAGGGACGGAGGGAAAAGGAACCGGAGAGGGGGGGACAAACAGUGACAGAUGAAGAUAUGGAGGUAAAAGAGACUGCAGACACCUUUCUUUCAAGACAUGACUCAUUCCGUUCCCGAGUCAACCCACUUCUCCAGCGCAGCUCUCGUCUGCGCUCCUCGCUUAUAUUCGCAUCUUCAAAGGGAGAGAUUCACAGCAGCAGCCUGGGUCUAAAGCCAGCGUCAGAACAGGAUGAGGAGCUGGAUUCAUUGCGCACUUCCUCCAUUGUGGCUCAAAUCCUAGAGAAGAGGAGGUCUCUGUCUCGUGAGCCUUAUGACUGGCGAAAGAAGGCUGAAGAGAGAGAAAAAGAGAAAGAAAGGGAGAAAGAGGAGAAAAUCAAAGAAAAACAGCUAGAAGAAAGUAAGAUGCAAACAAAAGAGGAGACCAAAGCAAAAGAAGAACCUCAGAAAACGAGCAAAGAAACAACACAGACUGUUGAGAAACCUAAAGUGACAAGUGACCCCACUAUUCAACAACAGUAUUCUAAAGAUUUUUCUGAGAAGAGAGAAGCUACAAAAAAGGAGACGGACCAGCUGCCAAAAGCCCCUGAGCCUCCUGAAAAAAAGCCAGACUUGUCACAUAAACCUCCUCCCACACCUGCGACAGUUCCACAGACACCAACCAUAACCGUUACUUCAACAGAAUCUGCACCCAAAAAACUGGAUAUCUCUGCAAAACUGGCAGAGCUCACUCGCAGACCCUCCAUAAGCUCGUCAAAACCGCCAAUCAUCACGGCCAAGCCAUUUGUGAGUUCGCUGAAGUCCGCCGAGACCUUGCAAUCUCGUAAAGAAGAGAAUGUCUCAGAGGGUCAAAAGAAAGACACGCUCAAGUCUAUAAAACCUCUUCCUUCACCAAAACUCUUCAAGAAGGACUCAUUCCAGUAUAAAGACCCGAAUCCUCGUCGCAUCUCCUCUGGGGAAGAGAUUCUGAUGAAAGACGCAACAGAUGCUGAAAAGAGUGAAAUGAAAAAGAGCCGCUCCCAUAGUUCUUCAACUCUGCCCCACGAAGACUCUAAAGAAGGACUUCGAAAAGUAAUGGGGUCUAACACAUCCAUCAACACGGUCGGUGAGGGCAAGAGUGAAGGUAAGCCUCUUGACUUUCUGAAGAAGCAGACGCAGAGGUUAAAAGGAUUUCUAGGACCCAAAGACAAAGAAAAGAAGUCCUCAGGAGACAACAGGAGCACAAACACAGUCACAGAGGUAAACGAGGAUCUCGGCAAAACGAAGACCUCGUCAGAUAAAAUCACAGGGUCCGCUGUUGCGGAGCACUCGUCCACAAAUCAUAAAACAUCGACUGAAACGUCGGUCUUGUCAAGGUACCAGUCACCUGGAAGCUCACUUUUGUACGGCAGUAACUUGCGAGACGACACAAAAGUCAUUUUGGGGCAAAUCUCUGCCAACAGCCAGAAGAACCGUCAGGAGCGAGAAGAAAUGGGGGCUGGCCUGGAUGGAACAGCCUCGGAGAAGGGGAUUGAAACACAGAGCCUCGCAAAAAAGAAUCGAUUUCUGCGUCCGCAGAGCAACAGCAACGAGCGAGAGGGAUUGCUGAAGAGGAUAGAGAGCUUCAGGAAGGAGAAGAAAGUCUACAGCCGCUUUGAGAUGGGAAAUAGCCUGGCAUAACCAAAAAUGGAGCAGCAACCUUUAACAUGGAAACUAUGCAGGAUGAUCAAAAAAACCCACACUGCCCGUAUGUGCCAACACCUACUCAUCCAAGAGCCUCUGGAGCCCCACACUGUGGCCUUCUCUGGACGUUCUGCAAGAAGUAAUAAAAGCUAAAAGGAACUUUUUAUAGAAAACAUGGAAAACAAAUGAAAGUCGUCGACUUGGAAAUGUGCCUUUUUUGCCAAGACUUGAUCCUACUUUUUACCUUGUAUGGUGACUGAGAGGGGAAAACGAUUCUGGUGGUACUCCAGUCGCAGGGGCUAAUGUUCCAGCAGUGAGAGAAAGCUGGGGCAUAUUCACUUUACUGCAACGGAGGCUUGGAGGAGACGGGAGGAAAAAGUUGCUGCAGACUUGCACCCGAGAGAAUUAAAAACAAACGCAUGUCGGUGGAAACUGGCAUGUAUUCCACCUCAAAUGUAUAGAUCCAACGUAGUGUGUAUCUGACACUGUGUGCCUUUUGAUCUGAAACCAAAAAUGUUCUGCCUGUUUUAUUGUGCCAAGGGUUCAUGGAGAGUAUUACAGAACGAAAAGAAGAGUGUACACUGAAUAGAAGAGCAAGCUACAGAGUAAAUAAAAGGUUAAACAUUAAUAAGAGCUCAUCAAACAUGUGGUUAUGCUUGCACCAGCACAAUAGAAUUUUGAUUUAAAAAAAAUAUAAAACAUUGCUGAACUUUAGCCUCUCAAGAGUACCUUUUAAUCAAGGCGUGGAGCCACAUCUCAGGGCUGAAGAUAACUCGUUCAAGGAGAGGACUGAAAGAUAUUCCUGUGAUCAGGAAUUAAGUAAAUACAGAUGAAUCAUGUAAAAAAAACAAAAGAAGUUUUCUUUUUUUAAAGGUGUAAAUAAAAUGUAAACUAUCUACAGAUGCUCGGGGUAUUUGUAAAAAUAGAUCCAGGUUUAAAUUGAUCCACAACGUGUUGCAUAACUUGUGAGGCCUACGCCCUAGGCAGAACGCCUUUGUUGGUGGCGACAGACUAUUAUGCCUAAGACUUAGUCAUAUGCUUGAAUACUUACUGUUGCAAAAAACAAACAAAAAAAAUAAUUUUUUCCCAUAGAGCUAUGAAGAACACUAAAAGUUUACAUAGAAAGGUGGUUGAUAGUUUUCUUCCCAAAUAAAAACCUCCUGUAUUCCUCAUAAAGAGUAUAUUUAUGGAGACAAAGUGCUGCAUACUGUACACGAAGAACACAUUAAGAUGAGAUUGAGUGAUUAGGAAACACUGUAAAGGGCUUGCUCAUGUUUUCCUUCACUUGAUAAGAUCAUGACCAAGCAUGAUGUGUUACUUCUGUAAAAUUGGGCUGUUGGGGAUAAAUCAGUUGCACAAGA
This is a messenger RNA of Oryzias melastigma (Indian medaka), 5473 nucleotides long. It is a transcript of the gene sack1hb, whose product is annotated as family with sequence similarity 83 member Hb. Lineage: Eukaryota; Metazoa; Chordata; Actinopteri; Beloniformes; Adrianichthyidae. The record is from RefSeq and is a predicted model, not a curated record. Gene Ontology annotation, cellular component: keratin filament. Gene Ontology annotation, molecular function: keratin filament binding. Gene Ontology annotation, biological process: intermediate filament cytoskeleton organization; protein localization to cytoskeleton; positive regulation of cell migration. Bases 462 to 4109 code for a protein of 1215 amino acids. The transcript has 7 exons.